UUUGGUGAUCACAACAGAAGAAGAUAUUAUGCAGUCUUUGCUCCUUUUUUCCCUCUGAACGGCUUCUAUUUAUGAAUGUUUAAUUGCAAUCACUAGUUUUUAAGGCAUAUAAAAAGAAACAGGGAUAUUCAUAAAUGGCUGAAGCGAAAGUUUUAUUUGAUUAUCAAGCAAGCCAGGAUGAUGAAUUAACAAUCAUUGUUGGGGAUAUCAUCAAGAAUGUAGUCAUGUCUGAUGGAGGCUGGUGGGAAGGUGAAAAAAAUGGCCAGAAGGGUCUAUUUCCAGAUAAUUUUGUAGAGAUUAUAAGCACUGGUAAGAACGACAACAGUAAUAGGUUUCAAAUAAGGAAAGGCCAUAUUACUGAAAUGGCAAACAAAAUUAAAGAUGGGAUCCAAAUUGGAGCCAUGAUGUCAAGCAAAAAAAUUUCAGUUGGAUCUAAAAAGAAAAAGCUUGCAAAAGUGCAAUUUGAAUACAUUCCUGAAGCAGAAGACGAACUGGAGCUUCACAUUGGAGAUGUUCUAGAAGUGUACCGUGAGGUUGAAGAAGGUUGGUGGGAAGGUCAACUAAAUGGUAAAGUUGGUAUGUUUCCUUCUAAUUUUGUUGAAAUCCGUGAAAAUCCAGAUGAAGAAGAAAGAGAAAAAAGUGUGAAAACAGAUGAACCUGAAAAGAAAGAUAGUAGCAUUGAUCCUGAAACUAAAGGAAAGAAAGUUAAAGGAGUUGGUUUUGGAAAUAUAUUUGGUAGUGGUCCAAUCAAGUUACGACCCUCAUCAGGUGUAUGGAAAGGUGAGACUGAAGAAAGCAAGGUUGAAAAAGUUUCUGGAAGUGCAUCAACUACAGUUAAAAAGAGCAAGCAAUUGGAAAUGGCUAUUGCUCGAUUCUCUUACCAUGCUGAGAAUGAAGAUGAAUUAACAUUAAAAGAAGGUGAUACCAUUACAAUUCUUAAAAAAGAUCUGGAAGAUGUUGGUUGGUGGAAAGGAGAACUUAAUGGCAGAAUUGGAGUAUUUCCUGACAACUUUGUUGAGAUAAUUCCUACUCAAGAGGAGGCUCCAAAAAUAAAGAAAACUUAUUCAACUUCUUCACAAGAUUCUUCUGUAUUGUCUUCACAAAACAAUAAAUCAACUCGAAGUAACAAUGAAUCCAACAAAGUUGACAAUAAACACAACAAUAACAAAGAUUCCCUUUUAGGAACCAAUGUACAAAGCAGUUUUAAAAGAAUUCGUGAUAAUGAUUCUGUUGAUAAAUCAUCACUACCUGCCCUGCCAACUAAAAAACCCUUUUUGCCACCUCCAGUUGGUAAAAAACCAGCACCUUUGAAAACUGAACUUUCAAAACAACCAACUAUCGACAACAAAGAUUUGAGCAAAUCAAAAGUUUCUGCUAAUGUAUCUGAAAAUAAAAACAAAGACACACACAAAGAAAAAGAUAGCCGAGAUAAAGGAUUUUCUGACUUUGAUAAUUUUGAAGUACCUGCAGCAGAGAAACUUGUACAUUUAACUGCCAACCGAGUAAAACAACCCAAAAAGCGUCCCCCAUCCCUAGUUUUUCUUCAUUCUGAAGAAGAAAAAACUGAAAUUAAAGAAACCAAAGAGAAAGAGCCAUUGCAAGGAGAGAAAAAACAACCUGCUGUUCCAACUGCUGCCACUUCUAUCAAAGCUACUAUUAGAACUGAAAACAAAGAAGUUUCAAAAUUUGAUUCAGUGCCAUCCCAUGUCGUAGCAGAAAGUCAUACUAAAGCAAAGUCGCCCAGUGGUACCACAAGUUUUGAAGUCUUGGCUCAAAAUGAAAUUGGAAGUAAUUUUACAUCUGAUGAAGUAAAAGAACUUAUUCUUGAGAUAAAAGAACUAAAAAAAGAGAUGGUAUCCAAAUCCUGUUAUGAUGAGCUCAAAGCAGACAAUGAACAGUUGCAUCAGGAGAUUGAGGCCCUAAAGAGUUCUUUUCAGCGAAGAUUUCGCAAUAUUGUUAAUGAGCUGGAUGAAGAAAAGAAAGUUCGUCUGAAUAUGCAAGUGGAAAUAGACAGGAUGAAAAUGUUAAUCUCUGAGUCUACGAUCUGAAAGUUGCUGACUGCAAUACCUGCUGUUUGGAGAAUGUAACAAAAUUAACCAUUUUCUUCUUCCAUAUUUCCCCCCCACCCAUACAGACAUUUGCCUUGUCUUUCAUCAUAAACAUUCAUAUUCAUAUAUAUAAUCCAUUUCCACUCACUCUUAUUAUAUGGUCUUAUUUUUUAUUUUGAUUUCAAAGUAAUUGGAAAUGUAAAUUGUACUUAUCGUUUAAAAACUUUCUCAGUAUCCUAUAUGGUGCUAAGGGCAUUAUUAGGAUUGCAAUCCAAAAAAGAACCAAUUUACAACAUUUUCUAUUUGUUGUAGAAAUAUUUCAUAAGCCCAUAGACUUGUACAUAGUUAAAUAUUAUGGGCUGCCUACCUGACUUGUUAGUGUAGAAACCAAAAAAUAUAAAAAAGAAAAACAUUAGUGAUGCGGUGACAAUAUACUUAACAGCAAAUAUUGUGAAUGCUAAAUACAUUUCUGUAAAAAAUUGUUCUUCAACAAUUAUUUUGUAUUUCUAUUAAAUGUUAAGUCAAUCAAUUCACAAUUAUCUGCUGAUAAAGUUAAUAAUUUGGGGGCAACAGCACUAUAUCAUUCUCUCUCUCUCUCUCUCUUGCUCUCUCUCUCUCUCUCUCCUUCACCAGGUAUUACUGCAUCCAGUUGUUCUUUACUUACCAUCUUGUAACCAAUGAAUAAAGACCUAAAAAAGCAGUUGACAGCUGUAUCUUAGUAGUUAAGAGAGAAAUACUAAUUAAAUGACUAUUCUCUGUAACAAAGAUUGAAAUAGAAUAUUGGAUUUUUAGAUUUUAUUUCUAUAAAUUUGUUGUUAAAAUCUCAGUAUUUUGUAAGUUUACUUAUUUUUCAUUUAUUUCUUUAUGUUCCUUAGCUACAUUGCUUCAGGUAAUUAACAAUAGUUUUUCUUCAUCAAAUAUGGUCAACAGUUUAUUUAAGAUUUUUAGAAAUGGUUUACGAUAGAAGAAUAGUUUACUUCCCUAAUAAUCACCCCUGAAUAAGAUUGAAGUUUUAAUAUAUUUUCUAUAAAUAUCAGCAUUCAUUGCAUGUUGCUCUCUAAAAGAACACUUAUUAAUCUCAGUACAUAAUUGAAGUACCUUUUGUCUUAAUGCUUGACAUUCCUCAUUUAUUCUAUCAAUAUGUUUUUUUUAAAUUUUAUAUGUGAAUAAUGCCAAGGGUUGGCUCAUUGGUAACAAAAUUAGCUAAAUGUAACAUUUUGUUGCAAUUAGUAACAUUUUAUUGUAAAUGCUGUUUGAGCAACUCUUGUCAAUGGAUCAGCAUAGCAUUGUUUUCUUAUCUGAAACGAAACAAUUAGUAACUAUUAAUAUGUAUGGCUGUUGUAAUUAAAGUUGAUUGUAAUAUUUAGUUUUAGAAUAGCCAUUGCUUGCCAUCAUUUUCUUUUCUUGUGAAUGAUAAAAUAUAUCUGAAAGAUGACAUUGGUUUUGAAAAUUCAAUUCUGUGUUUACUUAUGAACUCAUUGAUUUAUUAUAGAUAGAAUUUUAAUUUCAUCUCAACAAACCCUCAAGUUUAAAAGCUUAGUGAUAUUAUCCAACUGUAUAUUUCAAAUUAGAUCAAAUACCAAACAUGUUUUCAAAUAUGUUAUACUGAGUAAUUUUAAGAAAUCAACUUUAUAUUAAAUUUGUUAGACAUAAUUAUUUUACUGCAUUAUUCGAGGAAAUCACCUAUUGAUUGCCUUUCUCAUCAUGAAAUGAAAAAAGUUUUCAAUGAAACGUUAAAUUUCAUAAUAGAACAUGCAGUGCUGCUUCAAUUAUUCAUAAAAAUUAAAAUGUAUUAAAGUUAUUUAACUCAAAAAUUAACCUAUUGAAAGCCUAAGAUUAUGUUUAUAAAAUUCUGUCUUUCAAUUUUUGUUGGAAGAAUUCAUUUAUACAACUUUUUAGAAGCAUAAUUUCAGCAUAUAUAAAUUUUCAGGAAUAUUCUUAUAUUCCACUCAUAAACCUGUCCAACAAUUUUUGUUGUUUUUAUUUUGUUGGUGAUUUUUCUUUUGCCAUUUUCAUUCUUCUGCAUUAAUAGAAAUAAAACACAAAUAUUGUAAUAUAUUCUUGAAAAGCCAACUAAAUUAUGACAACAAUAAACUUGAAAUGGUAUCCUAUUAGUCUGUUGUGGUAUUUGCACUUUGAACUGUUAAUUGAAAGCUAAUUAAGAUAUGACUUGGGGGCUUUUAAAUGUAAAAUCUACUAAUCCUACUAUCCUGGGGAGUGUUGAUGGGCCCCUGUCAACUUCACAUGUGAUAUGUCACAAAGUUUAUUGAUCAAGACUCCAGUAUGUUUGUUACAAUUGAAGUACAUCUCUCAGUCAGUUUUAUACUAUAGCAAUGCUGUUUCCAUUGUGAAUUUACAGUCUCAAACAAAAGAGAAUUUGCUUAGAGAUAUUGAGCAGGUCAAGACAUUUCAUAGCUGCUCAUCAUCAUCAUCAUCAUUAUUUAACGUCUGCUUCCCAUGCUAGCAUGGGUUGGACAAAUUCUGUGUGUAUGCAUGAGAGAGAGAGAGAGAGAUUUGUAAUCUAAGUCUAGAGGCUUAACUUCUUAAUCAUAUUUUACUGACUUUCAAAGUGCUUAAUAUCAUAAGAUGUUAAAAGCUGGAUCCCAUUCAUUCCCUUCAUUCUUUAUUAGUAUUUUAUACUAUUAACCUUUUCUUGUAACAUUAGUUCUUUUUUUUUUUUUUUAUUAAAAUAUAAAAGAAAACUUAUCUGAUUUCUGACAACCAAAUUACUUACAGUCUCUAUUCAAGGAGUCUUUAGUCACCAAAUUUUCACUUGACAACACUUUCUUUAGUGUAAUUUAUUAUUAUAUAUGUAUAUAAUUUAUAGAAUUGUUAAAGAAUUAAAAUAAAGAAUUUGUUAGGAUACAGUUUGCUGCUUUAUAUUUUGUAACAUUGAUUCUUUCAAAAAUGUUUCCAUUUCAAAGAUUUACAAUUUCUGUUUAAUUGUAAACCAAUUAACUAAGAACUCUGGCGGGAUAUUGGAAGGAGGGGGAGGAGGAGCUUAUUCAAAAGAGCAUCUAUAGUUUAUAUCUGCCGUGGCUCAACUAAUAAUGAUUAUAAUAAAUAGUUACAAUAACUUAUUCUAGUAAAUACUUUAGAGCAAAAGGUCUGCUCUCAACAAGGUGAGACUCCAAAGCCCUUUCAAUUCUUGAUCAAAGCAAUGUAGUUCACUGAAUCUGUUGGUUCUCUUCAGAAAAUGCACCUUUGUAAAAUAUUUGCUCAAUGUAAAAGAUAUGAACCUUAAUUAUCACGAGCUGAUUGAAUGCCUUUCAAUAUUUCAUUCUUCUGUGUUCUGAAUUGACUUUCCUUUCCUUGCAUCUAGGCUUGAUGAAUACCAAUCAUGGUUUAUUGUCAUCACUCAUAUCGUUACUUAAUUAAUUCAGCAAGCUAAGAUGUGGGUUCUUUUCUUGAAGUUAAUUUACCAAUUCUACAUAAUUUUAAUGAAUAUAUCAUUAUAGCAUUUAUCAAAACAGGUUGGUUUGUUUUUAUCUCUUUGUUAAAUACACAAAGUAUAUUAUUGAAACUGUUAUAGCUUAUUGAUUUUUUCUAAUUUGCAGUAUAAAGUCAGUAACGAUAUAAUCAUUAAAAUCUUUGUUUUUAAUACAAAGAUUGUCAGUUAUCUGCAAGAAGAAAACCUUUUUUUUUAAUUUAAAGAAAACUAAUUUGUUUUGAAACACAGAGAAAAAUUCUUAAUGCUACAUAUUUUCUCUAUUGUCCUCUCAAAGAUUAAAUAUAAUAUUGUUUAAAGCAAAAACCUUAUUUUGCAAUGCAGUAAUUCUGCUUUUUAUUAAAGUUAUGUAAUUUACAAUGCUGAAAAGAGUUUUUGACUGGGGCAGGGCUGGGGGCCGUCAUCCCCCCAUCCCCACUACCGUCUACCUGUGUAGUUUACAAAAGUUUAUUUCGUUCAUCCAUCUCUCUCUCUCUCUCUCUCUCUCUCUCUCUCUCUCUCUCUCUCUCUCUCUCCCUUUUCUUAUUGCACUGCAUUAAUAGAAAUAACUCUACCUCUAAAUUGGGACUGAAUAUGCAUGACAAAGUCUUUUAUUAAAAUCUGUUAAUAAACCUGCAAAAUGAUCAAUUCUUUUGAAAGUAAAAGACUUGAUGAAGUCAUGUAUAUCAGUUUGUUUAAUAGAAUAAUAUAUUCUACCACUUAUUGUAAUUGACAUCACAAUUCAAAAAGAACAUAGAAUGGUUUGGGUUAUAAUUUUUUUUUUAAAUAAGCAUUCCUGAUUUUAUAUAUAUAUAUAUGUAUAUAUAUAUAUAUAUAUAUUAGUCUCAAUGAACUGAAAAUAAUUUGUUCAUGUAGACAACAAUGAUGUUUGUGUGAAUUUAGUUUUAUUCCCUUUUCUGAUCAACAACUUCUGUGAAGUUGUUCUCAUCAUAAUUUAUCUUCUUGUUAUUAUCUCCUUUAACCAAUUGUAUGCUUCAUAUAUCAAAUCCAAAAAUUCUAUAAUUAUUAGAAUCUCUGGAGAGACGUGUCUUGUAACCACAUAGCAUGGACUAAUUUUUUAACUGAAGUGCUGGAUUUGUCAAUGUAGUUUGCCUACAUCCCAUCAUUAGAUCACUAAUGUAAUGUGUCUUUGAAUAAAAUCAAAUUCAAUAAUGUA
This is a messenger RNA of Octopus sinensis (East Asian common octopus), 6652 nucleotides long. Its product is annotated as SH3 domain-containing kinase-binding protein 1. The record is from RefSeq and is a predicted model, not a curated record. Bases 135 to 2048 code for a protein of 637 amino acids. NCBI's taxonomy places the organism in Eukaryota, Metazoa, Mollusca, Cephalopoda, Octopoda, Octopodidae. Gene Ontology annotation, molecular function: protein binding. The transcript has 14 exons.